Messenger RNA from Lasiodiplodia theobromae, 1050 nucleotides. Its product is annotated as putative multiple ankyrin repeats single kh domain protein. The record is from RefSeq and is a predicted model, not a curated record. Gene Ontology annotation, molecular function: catalytic activity. Lineage: Eukaryota; Fungi; Ascomycota; Dothideomycetes; Botryosphaeriales; Botryosphaeriaceae. Bases 1 to 1050 code for a protein of 349 amino acids. The transcript has a single exon. Gene Ontology annotation, biological process: nucleoside metabolic process.
AUGGAUUCGAAAUGCAAGGCGUUGGACAGCCACCUCCAGUACACGGUGGGCUGGCUUGCGCCGUUGCCGAUCGAACGCGCCGCUGCCGAAGCCCUACUCGACGAAAAACACGAUCAGCCUCGCGGUUUUCAACAGCCUGAGAACGACCCCUCCUCGUACUCGUGGGGCAAUAUCGGACAACACAAUAUUGUGAUCGCAUCAUUGAGAUCCGGAGUAUACGGCACGAACACGGCAGCGACCACGGCGAGUUGCAUGCUGUCAACAUUCCCCUCGAUUAGAUUCGGCCUGCUCGUUGGCAUCGGAGGUGGAAUUGCUCGUCCUUAUGAUGGCAAAGAUAUUCGUCUUGGUGACAUAGUCGUCAGCGCUCCCGGUGGGAGCACUGGUGGAGUCGUAAAUUACGACUUGAUGAAAGCCAAAGCCGACGGCAAAGAACUGAAAGGCUUCCUCAACUCACCGCCGCCUCUCCUUCUCCACGCAGUCGCAAACCUGCAAAGCCGGCACGAACAGGAACCGUCCGCAGUACCGCAAAUCUUGGCAGAAAUGAGAGAGCAGAACCCUUUUAUGUUCACCAAGCGGAACAAUAACCCAGGAUUUGGAUACCAAGGCUCCGAAAAUGACCGCUUGUUUGAGCCGUCCUACAUUCAUGUUGGCGGACGAGACUGCAAGAAGUGUUCCAGUGAGAAUGAGGUGGUCCGCGAGCCACGAGACAUCCCUGAAGAACCGGAGAUUCACUACGGUGUCAUUGCAUCGGGGAACACACUUGUCAAGGACGCAGAUGAGCAACAGGAACUGCUCAAUCGUAUCUCAUCCUUGUCGGACGACUGCAUGUGCCUGGAAAUGGAGGCCGCAGGCCUCAUGAACGACUUUCCCUGCUUGGUCAUCAGAGGAAUCUGUGAUUAUGCUGAUUCUCACAAGAAUGAUCGAUGGCAACGGUAUGCAGCAGCCACCGCAGCUGCAUUUGCAAAAGAACUGCUUGGUGUUGUUCGAUCAAGAAAGGUCGAGGAGAUGCAAAAAGCCAAGAAUGUCAUGAAAUCUCUUCAAAACAGUUAG